Molecule: messenger RNA, 2492 nt
Organism: Silurus meridionalis
Lineage: Eukaryota; Metazoa; Chordata; Actinopteri; Siluriformes; Siluridae
Gene: plek
Product: pleckstrin
Exons: 10
Coding region: 220-1278 (352 amino acids)
Biological process (GO): intracellular signal transduction; actin cytoskeleton organization
Cellular component (GO): plasma membrane
Source: RefSeq, a predicted model, not a curated record
CAGCUGGGUGUCCUUCAGGUUGCUUCCCACCAUCAUCUUCAACACUUGGAAGAGCUCGCCGUUGGAAAUAUAGCCGUCCUUGUCCAUGUCGUAGAUCCUGAAAGCGACUGGGAGAUGUUCGGGAAGACGGUUACCGUAAAUAAAAGCUCCUUGGUGCUGUGGUCUUCACAAAGUAACAUCCCUCGCUUUGUAUACACCUGUUGAGCACAGCUGGUGGCUAUGGAGCCCAACAUCAUUAAAGAGGGAUAUCUGGUGAAAAAGGGCACUUUGCUGAAUUCAUGGAAAGUGGUGUGGGUGGUGUUAGCAGAAGACGGAAUAGAGUUUUUCAAGAAGAAAACCGACAGCAGUUCAAAGGGAAUGAUUCCAUUAAAAGCGGCUGUGUUGACCAACCCAUGCCAGGACUUCAGCAAAAGAGGGUUAGUGUUCAAGGUGACCACAGAAAAAAAGCAGGACCAUUUUUUCCAAGCAACCCAUUUGGAGGAGAGAGAGGCAUGGGUUAAAGACAUUAAGAGAGCCAUCACUUGUUUGCAGGGUGGAAAGAAGUUUGCCAGGAAAUCUACCAGAAGGUCAAUUCGAUUGCCUGAAACAGUUAACCUGAGUGAGCUGUACAUUUUGAUGAAAGACCAAGAUGAAGGCAUUAAAGAAAUGAAACUGGAAAAAGACAAGAAGGCUUUUAACCACUGCUUCACUGGUGACACAGUGGUUGACUGGCUGAUCUCUCAUGGGAAGGUGAGAAACCGGUCCGAGGGUGUGAUGCUGGCAGCAGGGCUGCUGAAUGAGGGCUACCUGCAGCCUGCUGGAGAGCUUUCCAAAGCAGCUGUGGAAAGCAACACAGACAAUGCAUUUGUGGACCAGCCGGAUGCUAUGUAUUACUUUGCAGAAAGUGGCUUCUACUGUGAAGGCUAUUCGAGUGAUGAGGAUGUGCUUCUAAAGGAGGAGUUCAGAGGAGCCAUCGUAAAGCAGGGCUGUCUGAUGAAACAGGGCCACAGGCGAAAAAACUGGAAGGUGAGAAAAUUUAUCCUGAGAGAUGAUCCAGCAUAUAUUCACUACUACGACCCCACCAAGGGUGAAGAGGAUCCUCUUGGCUCAAUUCACUUGCGUGGAUCUGUUGUGACAGCGGUGGAUUACGUACCAGAUGCUAAAAAACACGACAUUGAGGGCAACUUGUUUGAGAUCAUCACUUCCAAUGAGAUACACUACUACCUGCAGGCUGCUACAGGUGAAGAACGCAACGAUUGGAUCAAAGCCAUUCAAGUAGUGUCAAAGUCUGGAAAAUAACUGCAAAAGGCCACUUCAUUCCAGAAGUGUCCUGAAAAGAAAAUUAGGACUCGUGUUAUUAUUAUUAUUUUUAACUCUCAACAUACGUUGCUAUUUCUAUGUCACAUUUCACAUAAGAAUAGUAUGUGGUUCACUUUUCUACCCAACAACUAUGUCAACUUCCUCUUGAAACCCUGAAAUAGAUUAAUCGAGACACAGAAUAUGGAUCUUGGUCUUUUAUGUUAAUGAUAAUCCUGGGGGGGGAAAGUCUUACAAACGGUCAAAAUCUUUGCAGUCCAGACACUUCCUGUUUUUGUGAAAAAAGCAUGCAUCACUUCCCAACAAGUAAAUUUUCCUGCCACUCUGUGGUUAACCACAUACAUGUCGCCUUAAAAUUACCACAAUCAUCGAGCACACAAACCAGGCCCAUUUAUGGCAUGCUAAGGUGGAGUGCACAUUUACAUAAUGAUGAUCUCUUUCUCUUUUUCUUUCUCUCUUUCUCACACACACACUCUCUCUCACACCCUCUUCUCAAAUUCACAAACAACAGUACAACUCUUAAGUGGUCAAGCGCUUCAGUUAACGUUUGUAUCAAAAAUUUUACGGCUGUUAAGAAUCUGAUUUGCAGAUAUUCUCACAAAGAACAGCAUUGAGAGUUCAAACAAACAGCAAAAAAACACCCAGUGCUGUAUAUGAAAUUUCUAAAGGUAGAAACAAGUCAGUACGCCAAAGUGCAGGAAAUAAAUAUCACCAAUAUAAAUGCAAAGCAAUUGCAAACAUCAGAUCUGUGUUCUGGUAGUCGGUGUAGUUUACUUUACAGUAUAAUGCUGUAUACAGAAUUUGUAUGUGGCCAACGUGGUAGUGAAACUGAACUGCUAGCUAAUAGCAGUUAGCAACAACCGUUAGCAUAUAGCUGACUGUGAAAAGCACAGUACUUCCAUAUUUUACCCCAUGUUCCUCAUGAUACUAGCAUUCCCUGCUUUAAAUUAUUUCUGCACGUUUGCCUUCUAUUUCGCAAAAAAGGAAGAACUGCAACUUGCUUAUCAAAUAAAACCCCUCCCACUUAUUUUUACUUAUUUAUUUUUAGCUAAAUGCUGAUCUGUUUAUAACCUUAAACCUCAAAAUUGCAAAUGACAUCCUGGGCCUUGUAUGACUCUCUGAAGCGUUCCAAUGCCUGAGACCAAACUGCUUAUCAACAUAUAUUAAUACAAAAAUAAAAGGAAGUGACCACUCAA